Molecule: messenger RNA, 2649 nt
Organism: Haliotis rubra (blacklip abalone)
Lineage: Eukaryota; Metazoa; Mollusca; Gastropoda; Lepetellida; Haliotidae
Product: C3a anaphylatoxin chemotactic receptor-like
Exons: 2
Coding region: 98-1435 (445 amino acids)
Biological process (GO): neuropeptide signaling pathway
Cellular component (GO): membrane
Molecular function (GO): G protein-coupled peptide receptor activity
Source: RefSeq, a predicted model, not a curated record
GAGAUUCGUAGCUUCUAACUUGUCAUACUUGUGAGACUUACGUCUAGUUUACCGUGCACUAUGGAUAUCAGAAGUGUUGCCUCAUCCGCGGCCCUUGAUGGGCUGCAUGAUGUAUUUCCGACUGAAGCCGAAUGAGACCCUCUCCGACCUGAGCCGAAGGUGGAACAUGGACACGCUGUAUAGGCCCCUCACGGGGGAAAUGGUCACCCUCAUUGUCAUCCUCGCCGUCUUCACCAUUGUUGGCUCCGUUGGCAACGGCCUCGUAAUCUUCGUGUUUCAGAAAAUCCGUGACAAGACCACGGCACACGUGUUCAUUAUCACGCUUGCUGUUAUUGACUUGUUCGCAUGCAUGGUGAUAAUCCCAUUUACGAUUGUCGUGGAAUACCUUCGUUACGACAUCCGGUACGACUUCCUGUGCAAACUGUACCAGUUCCUGAUCACUUCGGAGAUCCCACUUUCGGCAUUCAUAAUGGUGGCAAUAGCGUUCGAUCGUUACUUCUGCAUCUGUCACCCACUGAAGACUAUACUCACUCCAAAGAGAACCAAAAUUGUUAUCGGCUGUUUGGCAAUGUUUGCCUGCACGCUUGGGAUCGUUACAGCUUUAGCGUUCGGCGUGUAUCAACCCAUCGUGCUACCGGACUACAGUUCCCCAGAUUUGGAUGAGAACUCAACCAUACCAUCCAUAACUGAACCCAGAAUAUUCAGCAUGCGACCAAUGGCUGACGAGUCCCCGAAGGAAAAUGACAUAAACAAACUCCUGGUGAGUCGAGUCAUUCACUACAUGUCUGUGCACAAUAUUACCCGAAGAGCUGUAAUAAGGGAAAGUGGCUUCAAAGGACCCUAUACAACUAUGAAUAUGUACAUAGGUGUUUGUCAGCCAACGGAGGAAAUCCUCAGUUUUGCUUUUGUAGACAUCUAUCAGAAGGUGUAUUCCUCUCUGUAUCUUAUCUGCUUGGUUAUCGUCGGCGUCCUGUACGGCAUGAUCUACAAGUUCAUUACGUCGCGGAGGUCGAGGAAGCUGCAGCAGAAGUUGACAAUGUGUACGUACAUCAACGGCGAGAAUGGAUACGAAGCUACGCGCCUGACUCUUCUUAAUGGGCACGAUGAGGAAAAACAAAAUGGCGACAGCGAGCAGAUGUCAAAGGAUCGUUGUCGAAACGCUUCCGGUAACAGGAAUUCUGGGAGGCAUUAUGAAGCGGAGAAGUUACGCGAGGAAACGAGAGCGGCGAAUAUCAAAACAGCUUUAAUGUUGUUUGCAGUAACUGUCGUGUUCAUCGUCGCUUUCCUACCAGCCUGGUUGAUGACGUACCGUAUUGUUCCAACCGUCAUCGUUGUUUUCUAUUCCUAUUUUGUGUACAAUGUUGCCAAUCCUUUCAUUUAUGCCUUCAUGAAUCACAUUUUCAAAGACAACAUUCAUAAAAUAUUUAGUUGUUGACAUUCAUCUCCAAGCAAUAAACCGGCAACGAAGUUGGUGGUGUCCUUGAACUAGCUGUGCGUAGUGAUCUUGGCCUACAUGUGCGCAGUAACCUUGAACUAUAUAUGUGCGUGGUGACCUUGACCUACACCAAUCAAAUUGCGUGCUUGUUAUAACAAUAGUGCAUGAGUACAGGUGUUUUUAUAAUGAUUAGAAAUAGAGUCAGUUUAGAGUUUAUAAUCCAUAAAAUGAGAUAUGUCUUCACGAUACCGAUACACUACAAUGACAUAUGUUUGACCUAUACAUCAAGAAGACAAACUCGAAAUGUGCCAUCUGUGUUAAUUAAGAAAAACUUCAUUCACUGUCAUGCACGGUCAUGACUCGGCUCCAGGAAACAAAGCUUAUUUGUAAAAUAUGGCUAACGAAGUGCUGCAUUCGCAAGUCAAGGACACAAGCGUACAACUGUCUUCUGUAGUGCACGUCAGACAACACAGAUGGAAAACACCAAGAGUGUUUCUGUGUGUGUCAGAAAUGUUUGAACGAUAUAGCAGAAUCUCCGUGAGGCACGUAGAGUGUUUUGGGGACAAAGAAAACAAAUUUCACAUCCUGCGAUUCCAACCCGUGUGUGUGACUGAGACUUCAUCCUGUCCGCAAUGUUGCGGGUCGUGUUUACUGGAAGCGCAUCGCUGGCGAGAAAUGUAGGAAACUGAUAAAUCCAUGUCAUUGUGUGACCUUGGAUCUCGUUAAUUAUGUCCACAAAGAAGUGAAAGAUAGGCUUGAUGUGAUAUGUCAGUCGUAACCGAAACUUUAAUCGGAUUUAUGGCCGGAAAAGCUUCGAAUGAAGCUUGGAUGAAUACGUGAAAAAGGAUUCUUCACAGUGGGGAAGGUCGUGUCAGUUUAAUGUAUUUCACUGCUGUGAUGCUACAGGUCCCAAACACCUUUUAUACAAAAUGGAUUGUAUAAAAUCCCUAUCACGCAGUGGUGCUGUGAAAUAAAUAUAUGUUAUGGCCUGUUGAAAGACACGGAUUGAAACCAAGGAACUCAUGUCCUGGCGAAUAGACGAUUGGCAUUUGAAUGUUGAAAUAAAUAAGGAAAAUGGAAUAGGGUCAUUACGAUGAGAAGAAAACACUGAAUGAAUGUACGAAGAUCUUCCCAGAAUGUGGGAGAGAGAGUAUUUAAUAAACAGCUUCCCCCCAACCAGUCCAGCGGUUGCUUCAUUGGAAAGACGUCACCUU